CCCCGGGCCGCACAGACCUACAGGCCGACGGGUCCCAGGACCCGGGUGAGGGUUCUCCACUUGGCCUUCAGUAGGGGUCAAGACACAGGCACUUGCGCCAAAGGGGGGCAAAGCUGGGCUCUGCCCGAGGCCCCCAGGACCUCCAUCUCCCAAUGUCGGAGGUUUGGAACUGUGAGGCAGAAGGAAUAGAAAUUCACAAAGUACAAGCCUUGGCACCAAGCAGUUGUUUGUGACAUCUCUUGUCUAGACAAGCAGGGUUCCCUCCCAGGAGUCCAACACGUGACGGUCGGACCGACGGAUCAGACUAGAGGAGCCCCGUGAGCGUCAUGGCUCCCGAGAAGCCGCCCUGCCUUCCCUUCCUGAUGCUGCCGCUCCUGACGCUGCUGCUGCAGCAGGCAGACCCUCGGUCGUUCGUAGUGGAUCGGGAACGUGGCCUGUUCCUCUUGGACGGGACCCCGUUCCGAUACGUGUCUGGCAGCUUGCACUACUUCCGGGUACCGCGGAUACUGUGGGCGGACCGGCUUUUCAAGAUGCGAUUGAGCGGCCUCAAUGCCAUACAGUUGUACGUGCCCUGGAACUUUCAUGAGCCAGAGCCUGGAGUCUAUAACUUUAAUGGCAGCCGCGACCUCUUUACCUUUCUGAACGAGGCAGCUAUAGCAAACCUGUUGGUCAUACUGAGACCAGGACCUUACAUCUGUGCAGAGUGGGAGAUGGGGGGUCUCCCAUCUUGGUUGCUUCGGAAUCCUAAAAUUAAUCUGAGAACYUCAGAUCCAGACUUCCUUGCUGCAGUGGACUCCUGGUUCAAGGUCUUGCUGCCCAAGAUAUAUCCAUUUCUCUACCACAAUGGGGGCAACAUCAUUAGCAUUCAGGUUGAGAAUGAAUAUGGCAGCUACUGGGCCUGUGACUUCAACUACAUGAGACACUUGGCUGGGCUCUUCCGUKCGCUACUAGGAGACAAGAUCUUGCUCUUCACCACAGAUGGGCCUGACGGACUCAAAUGUGGCACCCUCAAGGGACURUUUGCUACUAUAGACUUUGGGCCAGGUCUCCUGAACAAGGGUUUGCAGUGGAGUCUGGGGAAGGGGUGCCUUUUCUGUACUGUUCAUCUUUUACCCUUGCUUCCUGCAGCUGACAACAUGACCAGAAUCUUUGCCCUGCUUCAGAAGUAUGAACCCCAUGGGCCAYUGGUGAACUCUGAAUAUUACACAGGCUGGCUGGAUUACUGGGGUCAGAAUCACUCCACACGGUCCAUUGAACCUAUAGCUAAAGGACUAGAAAACAUGCUCAAGUUGGGAGCCAGUGUGAACAUGUACAUGUUCCAUGGAGGCACCAACUUUGGAUACUGGAAUGGUGCUGAUGAGAAGGGACGCUUCCUUCCAAUAACUACCAGCUAUGACUACGAUGCACCCAUAUCUGAAGCAGGGGACACCACAUCUAAGCUUUUUGCUCUUCGAAAUGUCAUUGGCAAGUUCCAGGAAGUUCCCUUGGGACCUUUACCUCCCCCCAGCCACAAGAUGAUGCUUGGACCUUUAACUAUGCACCUGGAUGGGGAUUUGCUGGGUUUCCUAGAUUUUCUGUGCCCCCAGGGGCCUAUCCAUUCAGUCAUGCCAUUGACCUUUGAGGCUGUGAAGCAGGACCAUGGCUAUAUGCUGUACCGGACCUAUCUUUCUUAUUCCAUUUUUGAGCCAACACCAUUAUGGGUACCAAAUAAUGGAGUCCAUGACCGUGCCUAUGUGAUGAUGGAUGGGGUGUUCCAGGGUGUUCUGGAAAGAAAUACGGAUAACAAACUAUAUUUGAUGGGGAAAGUAGGGACCAAACUGGAUAUCUUGCUAGAGAACAUGGGAAGGCUCAGUUUUGGGUCUAACCACAGUGACUUCAAGGGCCUGUUAGAGCCACCAAUUCUGGGGCAAACAAUUCUUACCCAGUGGAUGAUUUUCCCUCUGAAAGUAGAUCAUUUUGUAAAGUGGUGGUAUACAUUCAAGUUGCCCAAAAGACCACAGCCUAAAGAUCCUUCUGGCCCCACCUUCUACUCCACAAUGUUUCCAAUUUUAGGCUCAGCUGGGGACACAUUUCUCUAUCUACCUGGAUGGACAAAGGGCCAAGUCUGGAUCAAUGGGUUUAAUUUGGGCCGGUACUGGACAAAGUUGGGGCCACAACACACCCUCUACGUGCCAAGACCCCUGCUGUUACCUAGGGGAGCUGUCAACACAAUCACCUUGCUGGAGCUAGAAAAUGUCCCUUUACAGCCCCAAAUCCAGUUCUUGGAUAGACCUAUCCUUAACAGCACUGUACAUAGGACACUUUCCCUCUCACCUGAUGUACAAAAUGACUCUGAACUAAUGGAGUUAAGUGGGCACUGAAAGAAAGAUAA
Molecule: messenger RNA, 2371 nt
Organism: Urocitellus parryii (Arctic ground squirrel)
Lineage: Eukaryota; Metazoa; Chordata; Mammalia; Rodentia; Sciuridae
Gene: Glb1l
Product: galactosidase beta 1 like
Biological process (GO): carbohydrate metabolic process
Molecular function (GO): beta-galactosidase activity
Source: RefSeq, a predicted model, not a curated record